Messenger RNA from Perkinsus marinus ATCC 50983, 556 nucleotides. RefSeq lists its product as hypothetical. The annotation marks the transcript as partial. The record is from RefSeq and is a predicted model, not a curated record. NCBI's taxonomy places the organism in Eukaryota, Perkinsozoa, Perkinsida, Perkinsidae. The transcript has a single exon.
AUGUCUGACGAGGCUCGUCGUGUGCUAGAACAAGGAUACGCGCAGACGAAAGCUGCGACGGCCUCGCCGGAUUAUGGUGCAUUGAAUUUGGUCAGAACAGCCAAUGCGAAACUCGGCUACAUUAGUCCUGACCUCCUCCCCGAUGUGAGAGUCCUGAACAAUAUGAUUAAGUCGCCUGCAGCUUACGUUGAAUUCAAGAACUUCGACGAGUCCCAUGCAGGGACGGCAACGAAGCAACGCAUCCGGCCCACGGUAACUGGGUCAGUAGUAGUGGUUUUAGAGGAGGUGAAAGAGGGCAAGGACAAAGAGAAUCCUACCCCCAGAUUCAGCAUGGGCAAGUGGAUGAUGCAGUUCGCCAGAUAUUCAACUGCACUUAUGGUCGUAGAUCCUGAGUGCGCUCAGAAUAGCACCGUAUUUUCGAGGUAUCAACUAGAGAUUGGCUAUUUGGCUGAUGAGUCCUCUUGUCGCGAUGCUCUUGAGGCCGACGCUAAGUAUCGAAGGUCUAUCUCGAAGCGAGUUAUGUCGGGUAUUCCUCUGUGGAGCUGCUUUACCGAGG